Messenger RNA from Diatraea saccharalis (sugarcane borer), 10260 nucleotides. NCBI's taxonomy places the organism in Eukaryota, Metazoa, Arthropoda, Insecta, Lepidoptera, Crambidae. The record is from the annotation of a GenBank genome assembly.
GAUUAUUAAUGGCUAUAUCACUUCUAUCUAACGGUCAAAUAGAAGUUUUUCAUUCCCUACACAAUAUUAUGUAAAAUGUAAUUUGGUGUCUAGUAGAAAAUAAACAAUAUAUUAUAAUCUAAAUAAUAUGUUUUAUUUCACACACAGCAACAUUGGUGUCGGUGUAAAAAUAAGCCUUAAAAUAAAUAAAUACGUAACCCGUCGUUAUUAAAAAUAAUAGGAAUUUUCAAUCAGUAGCUCUGACAUGAAGUUUCAUGUUUCUAAUUUCCAAAACGACGGACUCCCAUACAAAAUAUUACCUACCCUAUGAUGCUAGAAAGUAUAUGACAGUAUAUCGAAGUAUUUAUGUUAAACUGGUGUUGUUUUUGUUAGGUACGACAGCUGUGGGUCGCGGUCGCGAGCAUCGAGUUACAGCAGAGCUUCCUCUCGGACGCCUCGUUAUCCUGCUCUCGAUCCUUAUGAAGGGGCUGAUUACAAUGCGGAACGGAGGUACAGGUAUGGUGUAUGCCGUAAGAACGGCUUUCUGAUUAGAGCACGACAGAGCAUUAUUAAUUUUUUAUAUUGUAUGACUCACAGGGUUUACGAAGAAUUGGGAUCCAGCCCGCAGGCAGAAGACACUCCUUUCGAGGAUCGGUUACAAUCGGUCGUCGUUUCUCCUCAUCGUGCUAGGCGUCAUCGACGCGACUCUAGUCCCGAGGAUCGUAAACAUUCAAAGGAACGUCAUCGAAGCGUCGGUGGAAGCUCUGUAGUAGAAUGCGCAGGGGCAGCGCGCCGAUCGAGGUCUGGAUCGCGGGGAGGCGAAAGACAUACGGGGCGCAGGCGGCACCGGCGACGGCGUGACGGCUCUGGAUCUCGUGCUGGAACGCCGCUACGAGAUGAGCCUGAUGCGCCGCCUACUGAACCUCGUCGCCCGCCACGCGAGCGCCCACCCCUUCCUAUGAGCCUUCCAUUACCUAAGUUUGCCGUACAGCUGCUACGACAAGCGCCACAAACGCCUCGCCCUACACCUGCACCGGCGCCGGCCCCCGACUCACCGCCGCGCCCACCCUCCGUCUCCUCAUCUAGCGGUGGUUCCGCGCCGCACUCGCCGUCCCUUGAGGAGCGAAUCCGAAGCCUCGACGAGAAAUAUGAGAGAUGGAGCGGUGGAUCCCGGAUUCCACCGCCGGAUCCCCCUCGCCCAAAACAUCGGCUUCUCGACGUGGAUAUCAACGAGGUGAAACCCUCCGAAGUUGUAAGAUCAUUGCUAGCCAAACGAUCCGUAUUUGAUGAGGAUUCAGAGCGUCUGGAGAGUGUGGUACGUGCUCCGAGCCCGGUUGGAAGUCCUCGUGCACGCGUUACGCCCCUUACGCCGCGUGUUCUCCGCUACCCGUUUCCCGCGCAUCCAGCGUCGCUUAUUCAGUCGCCGGCAACCGUGCCUUCGCUGCAGCCCGAUGGCGAAGUGGAUAUGGGCGAUCGCUUCAAUGAUCCGCGUCUCAAUCGGGGUGCCUUUUCUGUUGAUAGAUGUGCGAAGUUUGAUGAGAUAGAUUUCAGACAUGAGUCGCGUAUUCGUCCGAGGACGCCUUCAACAGACCGAUCGCAAUCUGAUUUGAACGAAAGAAGAUCACCGAAGAUCGAAGCGGAAACUGAAUCUGAACCAAGAACACCAAACGAGAGAAGAAGACGAGAUUCUCUCUAUGGAAACAGUAAAAUUUCUACAGAGCCAGCCGCCGAGACUGAAACUGGACCCUCUCGUUUGGAGUUGAUUGAAUUUGACUAUCGUGCUAGAGAUAAGAGUAAAACGUUAAUUUCAGAGCGACGUCAAUCUAUUGGGAGGGGUCAAGAGUUGACUGCAGAUAAGACUGUACCCAGUUCUUCCGAUCGAAAAGAUGUUUUUCCCCACGAUGACGAUAAACGAAGUGAAAUAAUGAAAGCUAACCGCAAUGAAGACAAAACUGUACGUGACAGCGCGGAUUCUUUUUUGAAGCGUAUCGGGAAUAUGCAUGAAAUGAUUAAAUCAGAAUGUUCGAUAGACAGAAAAAGUAAAUCGAAUGAUGAAUAUGGAAUUAAAUCUGAAUUACCCGCUCACAUUGAUGAAGAAAUCAAGUCUACUUUGGACAUCGAAAUAAAACUAGAAAAUGUUAGUUCCCAGUCUAUAAAUGAUUCUGAAAAGGUAAAAGAAUUAUUUAACCCUAAUCACGUAAAAAAAGAAGUAAAGGAAAUAGAACCUCAGUCCAAUCAUAUUAAUUCUUAUGCUUUAGUCAAAUCGACUAAGGAAAUUAUGGAUAUUAGUCAAGAAUUAAUAAAAAAUAAUGAGAAGAAUGGAAAAGAAAGAUUUAAUCAAAAUGCAAUGCUUAAUGUGUUACAUAAUACAAAGUUCGAAAAAGAAAAUAUUGAAUAUGAAAAAUGUUUUGAAAAAGAACUAAGUAAUAGUCAUUUUUUAGAGGAUAGAAAGAUUCUAGAAAAGAACAAAAUGGGUGAAGAUCGUACAAAAAGCGAUAAAUUACGCCCCAUAAAAGAUCGCACUGACAAAGAAAAAUACGAAAGUGAAAAAGAAAAGGUAAGGAGUAAUAAACAUGACAGAGUUGUAGAAAAAGAUCGAAAAGUCAGGGAUGAUCACAAUAAUGACAAAGUCUAUAUUGAAAAAACUGACAAGAACAACAAAGAGAGUGAAAAAUGUAAUAAAGAGAGGUGCGAUCGUGACUCUGACAAAUUAAAAUAUACAGAUGAGAAAUCAAUCCGGCACGAUCAUCAUAGAAGAGAAAAAAUUGAUAAAAGGAAGGAUUCUACUGAUGGAGAUUUAAAAGCGAAGAAAGAAGAAAAAUCGAAACACGAUAGAAAGAAAGACCCCAGUGAUAUAAAGCGUGAAUUAAAAAAAGAUGGUGAAUCUUCAAAGUCUAGAAAGUCUUCCAGAGAUGAAUCCUCAAGAGAUAUAUGCCGAAAAGAUUCAACUGAUUCAACGACUUCUAGAGCUUCUCAUGAAUCCAUUAAAUCCAAGGACACUGACACUAAUGACAUAAAAGAUGAAACCAAACCAAAGGUCAAACAUUACAUUGAAGUGAGUUGCAAACAAGAAAAUGAUAAAGAUUCAUCAACGAAGUGCCUAGAAACUAUGAAGGUAGAACCUCAUAUGAAAAAUAAAACAGAAAUUAAGGGUGAUAAAGAUGUUAUUGAACAUAUCAAAAUAAAAAGUGACGGUAAUUCUGAACAUCAAAUAAAAAUAAAAGAUAUUGAAAAACAGAGACAUUAUUCACUUGAUUCACCAAGCAUAGAAUCCAAAAGAAAAGAACGUCUUAACUCUUGUUCGAGCUUACCUUCUCACAUAGGACACAAAAGAAGAAUGUCUUCACAAGACAGCAUUGAUUCAUUAAAUGAUGAAAUAAAAAAACUGAAAAAUGAAGGCAAAAAUAUCGAUCGCAAAGAUUCAAGAAAUAAUGAAAGGCAUAAAACUACCAAGUUUAAUAAAGACCAUUUUGCUAAACUCCUAGAAAGCAAAACUAAAGACGAUAAGAAAAAUCAGGUUAAACCACCUGAUGAUACUUUUGAAACAAAAGAUUCGAAAUUAUGUACACCUAUACAGUAUGAAAAGCAAAAACUUCAUAGUAAAAGUUCCUCAACUGAAAAUGAAGAAAAAUCGCACCACUCUAAUUGCACCGAAUCACAGAAUGACAGCUUACAAAAUGACAUAGAUUUUUUGGCAACAUUAGAGCUUAGGUCGAGUGAAGAAGACGAACGGCAAAAAGCUUUAAGAAAAGAAAUGAAAGAGAAGAAACGAAUCCAACAAUUGCAACAAAUUCACGAAUUACAAUUGCAGCAAGACGCUUUACAACAAGCAGAAUUGUUAAAUAAAGUAAAAGAUGAUAAAAAAAUUAAAACCGUUGAUGAAAAGAAAAAAGAAGCAGCGCGUGACAAACGUUUGUCUACCGAUCGCAAAAGCAGAGACGAAAAAGUUGAUGUUAAUAAACGGAAAAAUAGAAAACAUGUUCAAAGCAGUGACACAUCUGAUUCAGAUGAACCUAAAAAACAUUCUAUUUUUGAUAUUAUCGAUGAUGGACCUACUUAUAUAUCAAUGUAUGAUAAAGUCAAAGCACGAUCUUGUAAAAACAUGCAGAAACAAGAAGAGGAAAAACGUCAGGAAAAAAUUAAAGCAAAGUUUAGUCAGUUAAAACAAAGCAGAGCUAAAAGAGAAGAGAAGAAAAGAUCUAGUUGGGAUGAAGAUAGUGACUCUGAUCACGAUCGGAAGAAAGGUCAAAAAGCGUCAAUGGACAGUUCUACUGAUGAGGAAGCUACAAUGUUGUAUAAUAAAAAACGUGAAAAGGACUUGUCAAGUCCUGACUAUGAUCGAAGUAAGGCAAAUGAAUAUUUUAACGUUUCCACAAAUGAAGAAGAUUUACGUAAUAAAUUGUCAAGAAAAAAUUCAAGAACACGAAUAAUGUCUGAUACAUCUGAUGAUGAUACUGCAAAACGGAGUGUUAGCAAGAGCCCUAGCUUUAUAAAUGAUAAUAAAAAGGAGUUAGAGUUAAUGAGUUCAGGAUCUUUAAAUAAAAGUAAAGAUGAUGCAUCACAUAGCAUACAAUCGUGCGAAGAUAAAAUAAAAAAGAAUUCAUUAUUGAACUUAUUCGGAAAGAGUGAUAGUGAUGACAGCAAAUUAAAAUUUAGUUUGGAAGUUGAUAAUGAAUAUAAAUCCAUAUUCAGUAAAACUGCCUCGCAUGAUUUCUCUUCAGAAAGCGAGUCUACAUUAUGUAAUCGAAAUUCAUCUGAGAUUCGUAAAAAACAUAAGAAAAAGCAAAAGAAACAUAAAACUUCAAUAUCAGAUGGGGAAAACAAAAUUGAAAAUGAAACCGAUGGACAUGAUGGAGAUAUAAGACAUAAAAUUUCUGAAAGAGUUCGUCGUCAUAGUAAUAAAAAGGAUAAACGAAAGGAUAAAAUGCGUGAUAGUGUAGAUACAGAUGAAGUUCGUGAAGAAAAAAAUAGAUUAAAAAGAGACAAGAAACUGACAAUGUCUUCGUUUGAUGUAGGUUCUGAUAACAUUUCUAAAAAGGACGGCAAAAUGGAAGACAUAUUUGGACCCCUUUCGGAUGAAUCAGAUAAAGACAAUAGAAUCCCUAUGAUAGGCAAAAAUGAAUUUCAUCAAGGUUACGAGCCACCACUUGUCAUAAAUGAACAAAUUAAUAGUGUUGAUAGCAAAAUUAAAGACAAAGAUGAAUUAAAGCGCAGAAAGGAGAAAAGACGGAAAGAAAGGAGGCUUCUUAUUAAAGACGACGAAAAUAGCAUAGACGUAGAUGCUGUUAGCAAAGCCAUUGAAGCACGCUUAUUUGCUGAAUCAAUUACUGAUGACGACAAUCGUACAGGAAUUGAAGUGUUACCAGAAUAUAUAAAGAAAAUGGAGCAACAUGAAAUAGAACGUGUUGAAGAUACUUUACUUACUGAAAAACACGGUAAUAGAGUGAAAAAAGAUUGCAGAGAGAAAAGAAAGAAAAAGAAGAAAAAUAGAGAAGAUCGUUUAAAUCGCAGAGAUCAUCAUCAUUUUUACCAUCACAAUAGAUUGAAUAAACCUGAUUCUCCAAUUGAAGUACCGAUUAUCGAAAUAUCCUCAAAGGAAUUGUUGUUAGACAUACCGUUGCCGAGUGAUACUCCAGCAAUAAGUGUAACAGACAAAAUCGAUGACAAUAAAUCACCAUCUGAAUCACCCAGCUUACCCAGAUUGAUAGAUAGUCCACCGACGAAGAUACAACAAAUUCUAGAUGUUGAAAAGUCCAAUAAGGAUUCUUUAGACGUGAGCAUGGAAAAUGAUUUUCCUGAAACAAAACGUGUAGAAGUAGAUGAUAUUCCAAUGCCACCACCUAUUGAGAGUAUUGAUAUUAGUGAAGUGCCGCUACCGGAAGAUCCUCCUGAUGAGUCCUCAACAAAAAGAGAUCAUUUUGUGUCGAAAUUUAAUGACGGUGUUGAAAAUAGUGAAAGUGCUGUUCGUAGUAUACCCAAUUUAUCGUUGGAAAAUGAAAAACAAAAUGAAAAGCUUGAAUCGUCGCUAACAUCUAAAGUUGAUAAAAAAGUGGAAGAAAAGCCGCGAGCAAUUAUAUCUCAAGAAGAAACUGAAGAUGCCGUAGCAGCACUUUUAGGAGAAAGCUUUGGUGGAAAAAUAGCAUACACGGAUUACGAACAGAUUCAAAAUAAUUCCACACAUCAAACUGAAAUUGAAAGUGUUACGACAGAAACUGACAAUAUUCCUGAAGAAGAUGCGGAAGAAAUGAGACGCGCAGUGCAAAACUUGAAUGCAAGUGAAUUAGAAAUCAAACCAGACACCCCAAUCUCUGACAACGAUCUUUUACUUAUAGAUACUGACACAGAGGAAGCCGAAGAAACCCCGCAAGACACUUUGGAUAGAUUACCUGCAAAUAUUAUCACAUCUAAUCAGUCCACAACUGUAUGUACUGAACAGUCGAAAUCGGCUGAUAUAUCCAACAUGGUAAUUACCAAACCUAAAACUACGAUAGUUCAAGUUAUAACUACUGAUGCUAACGAAACAAUUUUAAAAGUUAACGACCAAGACUCUAAAUUAUCUCAUAUUCAACGAGAAAAUGUUCAAGUUGUAACUACUACUACCACUACCACUACCACGACACCAGUUAUUACAUCAUGGACUCUAUCAAAUAAUAAGAUUAUUGAGCCUCAUGUAGUUAAUAUACAAACAAGCUCUUUGUUGGGUAGAGAUAAAAAUGAGAGUAAACAUACUCACAUCACCGCUAAUAUAGUUCAAAUAAAACCCCAAAGUCAAAAUGCCACAGGGAGUAAUAAUCUAAGGCCCAUCAUUAAUCCUAACAGGGUUAGUACACCAUAUCAAGUAAUAAAUCAUAUGAUUCGACCUCAAUCUCCGAAUAUGCAACCACCGACGAUAAAAAUUCCUGAACCACAUAUCCUGUAUCAAAAAUCAUCUGGCAUCGUAAUAUCGCCAAGGAUGCAGACUAAUGACCCUAUACUUCAAAGUCCUAAACCAAUAUCACAGGGAGAAUCAACUACUUCUCCUAGGUUAUCAAAUAUGACUAUCCUGAGUACAUCACCUCAAAAUUUGAAUUCAGUUGGAUUAGCAUCUCCUACUGCAUUACAACAAAGAUCACCAGGUCAAGUGACUGUGGUAAGGAUGCAGCAACCACCAUUGAGUCCUAUUCAAGCUAUGCAUCUUCCACACGGUGCGAGAACAAUGGUAUCGCCAAAUAUACCUAAUUCCGUUUUAGUACAAACGCAGGGUGCGCCAAUUCAUUUUAAUCGUCUGCCAGUAACGCCUGUUCUGGCGCCGAUUUCGAAGCAAUUAACUGUUAAUAAUGUAAUUCAUCCCAGUAAAGCACUUGCCGUGAAUGCUUCACCUACAAUACCACAAAAGUCAUUACCUGGAGAAAUUCGUAAAUGUGAUCAAAGAGCGGGCAUAACUAUUGACAACAGUAAUGAAAAUCCAAAAAUCAUGUCAUCUUCUACAAGUUUGCCUCAGACUUCAAAUCCAGCUAUUGUAGCACAGAAUCGCAUAAUAACCAUGCAACAUGCUGUACACGUGGGAAAUGUAAAUUCUACACUCCAUCUUGGCAAUAAAGUAUUGUUAAAUAAUCUUAAUCAGCUUAAUGAGAAAAGAGAGAACCAAAUUCAAAAAUCUGAACAGUUAAAUCAUGUACCAUUUGGAACUACUAAUAUAAUACAUGUAGCAGGAGUUAAUCCAUCAUCGACAUCUAUUAUCCAAAGUGGGAAUAAACCGGUAAUACUUCAAGAAACAAAUGCUGUAAGAAGUCAAAAUUCUAAUAUUAUACAUACCCUAAACUCUCAAAGGUUAUUGACAACUGCACCAGUUUCUAAUGUUAUCCAAAUUGAUAAAACUCCUCCAUCUGUCUUAUCCAUGGCGACAAUGAGACCACCAACUGUUCUUACCAAACUUGAUCCUUCAAAAUCGGUGGUUGUAACUACAACUUGUCUUACAAAUGUUGUCAUGACUCCAGUUUUAUUGAAAACAAGUGCAACUCCUGGUACUAUCAUACUUAGUAAAAAUGACAAAGAUACCACAGACGAUACUAUAGACCCUAAUCACAUCUCUAAAGAAACAGAAAACAAACUAGAUGAGAAACCUGACAACAAUGUGUCUGAUUUUCUUCACGAUACGAAUGAAAAAUCUAAAUCUUUUAAAAUUGCUUCUGUUGAAACAAUAGCCAAAUGUGAGACGGAUUUUGAAGAAUUGCUUAAAGAUACUACUAAUGAAAUCAAAAUUACUAAUGAUCCUGAUAAAAAAUUGGAGGUUAAUGUGGGAAAAAAAAUUACAUUAAUGAAUGUACAGAGCCGAGAAAGGAAAUUAAGUUCUGAUGGAUUAAAAAAUGAAGAUUUUGAUAAACUUAGCACGGUUUCUGCACAAUCUGUUUCAGAUAUCUCCUCGCAUAACGAUGAACAAAAUAAAACUAGGAACAAUCAAUUUGAUAAAGAAAACAGAGAAAAUUCUAUUGGAAAUGAAAAAAUAAGUGAUACUUUAUCAGAAGUCAAACCAAGUAUUCAAGUGUCUAAAGAGGAAGCAAAUAAAGACUCUUUAAUUUUCAAUGUAUCCAAUGAAGAUGAAACAGAAUUUGGGAAACCCAUCACAACUCGGGAGGAUAAUAUUUUUGCUUUAGUAGUCAAUGAGUGCAGUGAUAAUCCAUUAAAGAAUUUGGAUGAAAAUGAUUCAUGGAGUGCAAAAGAUAUAAAUAUAGACUCUGUUAUAAAAAAAGUUGACUCAUUAUGUAGUGAUAGCAAUGAAGCAACUGAGAAAAAUGAGGAUAAUAUCGAGAAUGAAGUAAGUAAUACAGAAAAUUUCAUCGAGUCGAAUCCACCCCCUAAUCAACUUUCUACUCCCGACUCUGCUAAGUCCACAGAAAUAGAAAAAGACACUCCUUUGGAAACCGGUACCGUUGAAGAUAAUUCUGGUUCUUUAAAAGUUACACAAACGGGGAAAAGAGGUGGAAGAAGUGUUAGAGGCAAAAAGUCCGAGAAGGUAGAUAGAGUUCAAACUCGUCAAAUUUCUAAACCAGCAAGAGGUGCAUCAUCAGCCAAGCGUGGAAGGGGAAGAGCGAAAGCAGAUAAGAAAGUUAAAAAUGUAAUUAAUACUAAUUCCAAUAACAUUCCUGGAGACGUGUAUGAUUUUCAUGAAGAUUCAGGAGAUGAGACAACUUCGCCAAAUAAAGCUGAAUCUCGUCCAAGAUUAAUAUUAACGAUAAAAAGUCCUCUUUCUGGACACAAUAACGCUUGUCCAACCUCAACUCUGAGCAUAACACAAAAUGAGCAUUUGAAAAGUAUUGAAAAGACUGGAAGAGAAGAAAAAGCUGAGGAUUUUAUAUCUCCUUCUCUCAAUACGCGUAAGUCAAGAAGACUGCAAGAAAAGGAUGUUCAAAAGACCAGUAUUGACGAUAAUCUCGAUGAAUUCUCGAGAAGUGCUGCUAUGAAAUCCGGGAAAAGAAGAACGACUCGACAGGGGGCUCCUAAAUCUAAUCAAGCGACAGGAUCCGAUUCCAGAAAGUCGCCAAGGGGUUUAAAGCGCACUACCAGGGAUAGAAGUCUUUCGGAUACUUCGAUGGACAGUGGCGACGAAAAGAUUGUACGUCGGGACGAAGUCAGCAAAGAACCGAAAACGCCCAGAUUAUCAGAACUCCCUAUUAACAACACAAAGUCGGAUCCUGAAUCAGCAUCGACUUCGAUGGCGCGGCCUAGUCUGCCAGCAGUCAUCCAACCCGUUGUUCAAAGUGUCGUAACUCCCACCGUCGUCCAACCUGCGGUCACUCAACCGUUAAUAGUUCAUUCUGUCGUCACUCAGUCGACACCCACGCCAAUUAUGAAGCCACCGAAGAAAAUGAUAUCGGAAAUAAGCGCCAAGCUAGCCGGCGCGUUUGAAGCUGCAGUGGUGUCGUCUGUUCGCGUACCCAUUCCUUGUGUGACACAGCAGCCCCCGGUGGCGCAGCGAGUGCAGGUGGCAGAAACCGCAACAGAGAAGUUGCCGAUGCGCGAGGCCGUUAUUGAACCACCUUUGGGCGACUACCGUGUGGUGACGGAGCCACACGGUGACGCGUUAGCGAGGCGGCUAGUGGACAACGUGCCAGGGAGUAUGAUGCCUGUUGGCGCCACUGAGGCGACAGAUGCCAGAGUGCAAUCGCCUGCCUUGCCUCACCGCCCUCCCUCCACGCAUCGACCUGCCGACCGUGCUACUCCGAUUUUGAUAAGGUUUCGUAUAUUUUUUUAUAGCUCUCAUUUGAAAAACAUGUUUUUUCAAUAAUAUUGUAAGGCGAUGCG